Condylura cristata (star-nosed mole) is the source of this 11874-nucleotide messenger RNA. RefSeq names its product microtubule-associated protein 1B (gene MAP1B). Bases 229 to 7644 code for a protein of 2471 amino acids. The transcript is spliced from 7 exons. Lineage: Eukaryota; Metazoa; Chordata; Mammalia; Eulipotyphla; Talpidae. Gene Ontology annotation, molecular function: microtubule binding; actin binding. Gene Ontology annotation, biological process: microtubule cytoskeleton organization; regulation of microtubule depolymerization; axonogenesis. Gene Ontology annotation, cellular component: cytosol; microtubule; dendrite. The record is from RefSeq and is a predicted model, not a curated record.
GUCCCCAUAUAAAAGCGCCACCGCCUCCCCGCCCUCUCUCACUCCCCGCUCCUCUCCGUUGCGCGCUCUCGGAGAGGGCGGAGGGGAAGGUGGCGCGCAGCGCCUGGAGGAGGGGGGACGCAGGGGGCGGAGCGGAGACAGCACCUUCGGAGAUAAUCCUUUCUCCUGCCGCAGAGGAGAGCAGCGGCCGGAGCGGGACACUUCGCCGAGGCAUAGAGGGCCGGCAGGAUGGCGACCGUGGUGGUGGAAGCCGCCGAGCCGGAGCCGUCCGACAGCAUCGCCAACCCGGUGGCGUCUACUUCGCCUAGCCUGUCGCACCGCUUCCUCGACAGCAAGUUCUACUUGCUGGUGGUCGUCGGUGAGAUAGUGACUGAGGAGCACCUGCGGCGCGCUAUCGGCAACAUCGAGCUGGGAAUCCGAUCAUGGGACACAAACCUGAUUGAAUGCAAUUUGGACCAAGAACUGAAACUUUUUGUAUCUCGACACUCUGCAAGAUUCUCUCCUGAAGUCCCAGGACAAAAGAUCCUUCAUCACCGCAGUGACGUUUUAGAAACGGUGGUCCUGAUCAACCCUUCAGAUGAAGCAGUCAGCACCGAGGUGCGCUUAAUGAUCACGGACGCUGCCCGACACAAGCUGCUCGUGCUGACGGGACAGUGCUUUGAAAAUACUGGAGAGCUUAUUCUUCAGUCCGGCUCUUUCUCCUUCCAGAACUUCAUAGAGAUUUUCACCGAUCAGGAGAUUGGGGAAUUACUGAGUACCACCCAUCCUGCCAACAAAGCCAGCUUAACCCUUUUCUGUCCCGAAGAAGGGGACUGGAAGAACUCCAAUCUGGACAGACACAACCUCCAAGAUUUCAUCAAUAUUAAACUCAACUCAGCUUCAAUAUUGCCUGAAAUGGAAGGACUUUCCGAGUUUACCGAGUACCUCUCAGAAUCAGUGGAGGUCCCAUCUCCCUUUGAUAUCCUGGAACCUCCCACAUCAGGUGGCUUUUUAAAGCUCUCCAAGCCUUGCUGUUACAUAUUUCCAGGAGGUAGGGGUGAUUCUGCACUGUUUGCAGUGAAUGGAUUCAAUAUGCUAAUCAAUGGCGGGUCAGAAAGAAAAUCCUGCUUCUGGAAACUCAUCCGACACUUGGAUCGAGUGGACUCCAUCCUGCUCACCCACAUUGGGGAUGACAAUUUGCCUGGAAUAAAUAGCAUGCUACAGCGGAAAAUUGCAGAGCUUGAGGAAGAACAGUCCCAGGGCUCUACCACAAAUAGUGACUGGAUGAAAAACCUCAUUUCCCCUGACUUAGGAGUUGUAUUUCUCAAUGUACCUGAAAAUCUGAAAAACCCAGAGCCAAACAUUAAGAUGAAGAGAAGCAUAGAAGAAGCUUGCUUCACUCUGCAGUACCUAAAUAAAUUGUCCAUGAAGCCAGAACCUCUCUUCAGAAGUGUCAGCAAUGCCAUCGAUCCUGUCAUUCUUUUCCAAAAAAUGGGAGUUGGGAAACUUGAGAUGUAUGUUCUUAACCCAGUCAAGAGUAGCAAGGAAAUGCAGUACUUUAUGCAGCAGUGGACUGGCACCAGCAAAGACAAGGCUGAACUCAUCUUGCCCAGUGGUCAAGAAGUAGAUAUCCCAAUUUCCUAUUUAACUUCAGUGUCGUCUUUGAUUGUAUGGCACCCAGCCAACCCUGCAGAGAAAAUCAUUCGAGUUCUGUUUCCUGGAAAUAGCACCCAAUACAAUAUCCUGGAAGGACUGGAAAAACUCAAACAUUUAGACUUCCUAAAACAGCCCCUAGCUACCCAGAAGGAUCUUACUGGCCAGGUGGCCACCCCUGCUGUAAAACAAGUAAAGCUGAAACAGAGGGCUGACAGCCGAGAGAGUUUGAAGCCUGCCACAAAACCAAUUCCUAGCAAAUCUGUGAGAAAGGAGUCUAAAGAAGAAGCCCCUGAUGUCACAAAAGCUAAUCACGUAGAAAAGCCGCCCAAAGUUGAAAGUAAAGAAAAGGUAACAGUGAAAAAAGACAAACCAGUCAAAACAGAAACCAAGCCUGCAGUGACGGAAAAGGAAGUGUCCAGCAAAGAAGAGCAGCCUCCAGUGAAAGCUGAGGUGGCUGAAAAGCAAGGCACAGAUGUCAAACCCAAAGUGGCCAAGGACAAGAUAGUGAAAAAAGAAACAAAGGUAAAAUCGGAAGAAAAGAAAGAGGAGAAAGAAAAGCCAAAGAAGGAAGUGGCUAAAAAGGAGGACAAGACACCUGUCAAGAAGGAGGACAAACCAAAAAAGGAAGAGGUGAAGAAGGAAGUCAAAAAAGAAAUCAAGAAAGACGAGAAAAAAGAACCCAAGAAAGAGGUUAAGAAAGAAACACCAUUGAAGGAAGUCAAGAAGGACGUUAAGAAGGAAGAAAAGAAAGACAUUAAAAAGGAAGAAAAGGAACCAAAAAAGGAAAUUAAGAAACUUCCCAAAGAUAUAAAGAAAUCAUCUACUCCUCUAUCCGAAGCAAAGAAACCUGCUGCAUUAAAGCCAAAAGUUUCCAAGAAGGAAGAGUCUGUCAAGAAAGAUUCUGCUGCUGCUGGGAAACUAAAGGAGAAGGGCAAAGUUAAGGUCAUUAAGAAGGAAGGCAAGGCCACAGAGGCCGCAGCUGCAGUUAGUGCUGCAGCCACCACAGUGGCCAUGGCGGCGGCAGCUGCAGCAGCCACCACUGGCCCUGCCAAAGAGCUUGAAGCUGAGCGGUCUCUUAUGUCAUCCCCUGAGGACCUAACCAAGGACUUUGAGGAGUUAAAGGCAGAAGAGGUGGAUGUCGCGAAAGACAUCAAGCCUCAGCUGGAACUGAUUGAAGACGAAGAGAAACUGAAGGAAACCGCACCAGUUGAUGCCUAUGUCAUCCAGAAAGAGACAGAAGUUAUCAAAGGUCCCGCCGAGUCUCCCGAUGAGGGAAUCACCACCACUGAAGGAGAGGGUGAAUGUGAACAAACCCCUGAGGAGCUCGAGCCAGUUGAGAAGCAGGGGGUAGACGACAUUGAAAAGUUUGAAGACGAAGGAGCAGGUUUUGAAGAAUCCUCAGAGACCGGAGACUAUGAAGAGAAGGCAGAAACUGAGGAAGCAGAGGAGCCAGAAGAUGAUGGUGAAGAAAAUGUAUGUGUGAGCACUUCCAAGCAGAGCCCCGUGGAAGAAGAGGAAAGCGCAAAGGCUGAGGCAGACGUCCAUAUCAAAGAGAAGAGGGCAUCUGUGGUCAGUGGUGAUGACCGAGCAGAAGAAGACAUGGAUGAAGCAGUGGAAAAAGGAGAAGCUGAACAAUCUGAGGAGGAGGGUGAUGAGGAGGAGAAGGCCGAAGAUAUCCGAGAGGAAGCAUAUGAGCCUGAAAAAGCUGAAGCUGAAGAUUACGUGAUGGCUGUGGUUGACAAGGCUGCAGAGGCUAGUGGUGUUGAGGAUCAGUACGGAUUCCUCACCCCAUCAGCCAAACCAGCGGAAGCCCAGUCUCCUGCCCGAGAACCUGCAUCUUCAAUUCAUGAUGAGACUUUACCUGGAGGAUCAGAGAGUGAAGCCACUGCUUCUGAUGAGGAGAAUCGAGAAGACCAGCCUGAAGAAUUCACUGCCACCUCUGGCUAUACUCAGUCCACCAUUGAGAUAUCUAGUGAGCCCACCCCCAUGGAUGAGAUGUCUACUCCUCGCGAUGUGAUGAGUGAUGAGACUAACAAUGAAGAGACAGAGUCUCCAUCUCAAGAAUUUGUAAAUAUCACCAAGUACGAGUCAUCGCUGUAUUCUCAGGAAUACUCCAAACCUGCUGUUACAUCACUGAGUGGAUUAUCAGAAGGUUCAAAAACAGAUGCCACCGAUGGGAAGGAUUACACUGCUUCAGCCUCCACCAUCUCACCACCAUCAUCCAUGGAAGAAGACAAAUUCAACAAGUCUGUGCUUCGUGAUGCCUACUGCCCUGAAGAGAGUGCUGUGAAGGCCAGCGCCAUGUUAGACAUCAAAGACUCCCUCUCGGCAGUUUCAGACGAGAAACUUAGCCCAUCCAAGAGCCCAGGCCUGAGUCCAUCUCCACCAUCACCCAUAGAAAAGACCCCCCUGGGUGAACGUAGUGUGAACUUUUCCCUGACACCCAAUGAGAUUAAAGCCUCAGCGGAGGCAGAAGCAGUCCCAGUGUCUCCUGAGGUGACACAAGAAGUAGUUGAAGAACAUUGUGCUAGUCCUGAAGAUAAGACCCUGGAAGUGGUGUCUCCUUCUCAAUCUGUGACUGGAAGUGCUGGCCACACACCUUACUACCAGUCGCCCACAGAUGAGAAAUCCAGUCACCUUCCCACCGAAGUCAUUGAAAAAACACCAGCAGCUCCAGUGAGUUUUGAAUUCAGUGAUGCCAAAGAUGAGCAUGAAAGGGCUUCCAUUAGCCCCAUGGAUGAACCUGUGCCUGACUCAGAGUCUCCUAUUGAAAAGGUUUUGUCUCCUUUACGGAGCCCUCCCCUAAUUGGAUCCGAGUCUGCAUAUGAAAGUUUUCUAAGUGCUGAUGACAAGGCUCCUGGAAGAUGUACUGAAAGCCCCUUUGAAGGAAAGAACGAAAAACAAGUCUUUUCAGACCGUAUCAGUCCAGUUUCUGCCAUGACUUCCACUGGUCUUUUCCAAGCUCAUCAGGAAGGGAAAAGCACAGACUUUAUACCAAUAAAAGAAGAUUUUGGUCAAGAAAAGAAAACUGAUGAUGUUGAAGCCAUGAGUUCUCAGUCGGGACUGGCUUUAGAUGAAAGGAAGUUAGGAGGAGAUGUUUCUCCUACACAAAUAGAUGUCAGCCAGUUUGGAUCUUUCAAGGAGGACACCAAGAUGUCCAUUUCUGAAGGUACUGUCUCAGACAAGUCAGCCACUCCUGUUGAUGAGGGUGUAGCAGAAGAUACAUACUCCCAUAUGGAAGGGGUGGCCUCAGUCUCCACAGCUUCUGUGGCUACCAGCUCAUUUCCAGAGCCAACAACAGACGACGUGUCUCCUUCUCUGCAUGCUGAGGUUGGCUCUCCUCAUUCCACAGAAGUAGACGACUCCCUUUCAGUGUCUGUCGUGCAAACCCCUACCACUUUCCAGGAAACAGAAAUGUCUCCUUCUAAAGAAGAAUGUCCAAGACCCAUGUCAAUUUCCCCACCAGAUUUCUCCCCUAAAACAGCCAAAUCCAGGACACCAAUUCAAGAUCACAGAUCUGAACAAUCCUCCAUGUCUAUUGAAUUUGGCCAAGAAUCUCCAGAGCACUCUCUUGCUAUGGAUUUUAGCCGACAGUCUCCAGAUCACCCUACUGCGGGUGCAAGUGUGCUUCACAUCACUGAAAAUGGGCCAACUGAGGUGGACUACAGUCCGUCAGAUAUGCAGGACUCCAGUUUAUCACAUAAGAUACCACCGACGGAAGAGCCAUCUUACACCCAAGAUAAUGAUCUUUCUGAGCUCAUCUCAGUAUCUCAGGUCGAGGCCUCACCAUCCACCUCUUCUGCACAUACCCCUUCUCAGAUAGCUUCACCUCUCCAAGAAGAUACUCUAUCUGAUGUUCCUCCCAGAGAUAUGUCCUUGUAUGCCUCACUCACCUCUGAAAAAGUACAAAGUUUGGAAGGGGAGAAGCUCUCACCCAAAUCUGAUAUCUCGCCACUCACCCCAAGAGAGACCUCUCCUUUAUACUCACCUGGUUUUUCAGAUUCUACCUCUGCAGUCAAAGAGAAUGUAGCAGCCAGCCAUACUUCCUCUCUUCCACCAAUGGAUGCAGCAUCCACAGAGCCCUAUGGCUUCCGUGCCUCAAUGUUAUUUGAUACAAUGCAACACCAUCUAGCCUUGAACAGAGAUUUGAGCACAUCUGGUGUAGAGGACAAUGGAGGAUUGAAGACACCUGGUGACUUCAGCUAUGCCUAUCAGAAGCCUGAGAAGGCAACCAGGUCCCCAGAUGAAGAAACUUAUGACUAUGAGUCUUAUGCAAAAACCACCCGGACCCCAGAGGUGAGUGGCUAUUACUAUGAGAAGACAGAGAGAACCACAAAAUCCCCCUCUGACAGCGGCUACUCCUAUGAGACAGUUGAGAAAACCACCAAGACUCCUGAAGAUGGCGGCUAUGCCUAUGAAAUUACGGAAAAGACGACACGGACCCCGGAAGAGGGUGGGUACUCCUAUGAGAUAAGCGAGAAGACCAUAAGGACCCCCGAAGUGAGUGGUUACAGUGGUUACUACGAAAAGACAGAGAGGUCUAGAAGGCUCCUGGAUGACAUUAGCAAUGGCUACGAUGACUCUGAAGACGGUGGUCACACACUCGGGGAUUGCAGCUACUCUUACGAGACCAGCGAGAAAAUUGCCAGUUUCCCAGAGUCUGAAAGUUACUCUUAUGAGAAAUCGACUAAAACUACCCGAACCCCCGAUGCUUCCACAUACUGUUAUGAGACGGCAGAGAAAAUCACUAGAACCCCCCAGGCAUCUACCUAUUCCUAUGAGACGUCAGACCAGUGCUACCCUGCAGAAAAGAAGUCUCCUUCGGAGGCUCGCCAGGAUGUUGACUUAUGUCUUGUGUCCUCCUGUGAGUACAAGCAUCCCAAGACCGAGCUCUCCCCUUCUUUCAUUAAUCCCAAUCCUCUUGAGUGGUUUGCCAGUGAAGAGCCAACUGAGGAAUCUGAAAAGCCCCUCACCCAGUCAGGGGGUGCCCCUCCACCUCCAGGAGGGAAGCCACAGGGGCGACAGUGUGAUGAAACCCCUCCAACCUCAGUCAGUGAGUCGGCCCCAUCCCAGACCGACUCGGAUGUCCCCCCAGAGACUGAGGAGUGCCCCUCCAUCACAGCCGAUGCAAACAUUGACUCCGAAGACGAAUCAGAAACCAUCCCCACAGACAAAACCGUCACAUACAAGCACAUGGACCCUCCUCCGGCCCCCAUGCAAGACCGCAGCCCUUCUCCACGACAUCCUGACGUGUCCAUGAUGGACCCGGAGGCCUUGGCCAUCGAGCAGAAUCUGGGAAAAGCUCUGAAGAAAGACCUGAAGGAGAAGACCAAGACCAAAAAGCCAGGUACGAAGACCAAGUCCUCUUCACCUGUCAAAAAGGGUGAUGGGAAGUCAAAGCCUUCUGCGGUUUCCCCAAAGCCAGGGGCCUUGAAGGAAUCCUUAGAUAAGGUGUCUCGGGUGGCUUCUCCUAAGAAGAAAGAAUCUGUGGAAAAGGCCACGAAAACCACGACCACGCCUGAGGUCAAAGCUGCACGUGGGGAAGAGAAAGAUAAGGAGACAAAGAAUGCUGCCAAUGCCUCCACCUCCAGAUCUGUGAAGACGGCCACUGCAGGGCCAGGAACCACCAAGACAGCCAAACCCUCAGCUGUGCCUCCAGGCCCCCCUGUAUACCUGGACCUGUGCUACAUUCCCAACCACAGCAACAGUAAGAAUGUUGAUGUGGAGUUUUUCAAGAGAGUGAGGUCAUCCUACUACGUGGUGAGUGGAAAUGACCCUGCUGCCGAGGAGCCCAGCCGGGCUGUUCUGGACGCCUUGUUGGAAGGGAAGGCUCAGUGGGGCAGCAACAUGCAGGUGACCCUGAUCCCGACUCAUGACUCAGAAGUGAUGAGGGAAUGGUACCAGGAGACCCACGAGAAGCAGCAGGACCUCAACAUCAUGGUUCUAGCAAGCAGCAGCACCGUGGUGAUGCAAGAUGAAUCCUUCCCUGCAUGCAAGAUUGAACUGUAAAAAGCUAGGCCAGCCACACCACAGGAUUUGAACUAUGUUUCCAGAAAUUCCUCAAUUUGAAUCCACCUUUUCUAAAAUGUCAAUUCAUCUAAAUAAGUCGCUGAACUGUUACCUGCCAAACGCUAUACUGUGUCAUGGUGAUGCAAGUCACCACAAUUUCUCACUUUUUGCUGAUUGCUAAGGGAAGUAACAGUAUUCCCACAGUAGGGUUCAAGUUACUGCAAAAUUACCUACCCCAGUUCAUCUCUGCUGAACAUUUGGAAACCAUGCACUAGCAAACCCAACUGACUUCUGCUAGAUAGAGGCAUUUGUCUUAGAGAGAGAUCAAGAAGGAGAGUGAGAGAGAGGGAGAGAGAGAGAGGACGCGCGCGCACAGAAAGAGAGACUGUAGGGGAGAGAGAGAGAUGAGAAAGGAAAGGAAUGCAAAGGAAGGAGAUGUAAUGACAGAGAGUGCUGGUGAGAUACCCAGAAAGAGAGCAGAGAGGGGUAAGGAGGAGAAAAGAACCAACAGUUAGGUCUGCAUUUUCUCAGACAGUCUGUAUUCUGUAGUCCACACAGGCAGUUUUCAACUGAGUCAUCAAAAAGGGUGUCAAUUUUCUAAAACAGGUCAACAGGAAGAAAGCAAGAGAACAAAACUUGUCACGAGGGCGUGUGGGAUUUUCACACCUGAAGCCCUUCAGUUUGAAGGCUGCACACUGACAUAACCAAGUGUAGUGUAGACUGCACAUGCAAGUGGUUAGAGCCCCCCCCCAACUCUCGGCCUCUUCAGAUACACGAGUAGAUCAAUCUAAGGCAUGCUCCCAACAUUUGUACAUCCAGUCAGUCCACUGAGUCAAUUAACCUGCAUGCAGAAACACCCAAGCCCACCCUAGUUAACAAGCAAAUACCAAAGCGGUUGGGAGUACAUACAUAGACAAUUUGCCUUAGAAAGUGACUUGAAUGUACAAAGAUACUUUGAUGCACUUAUUUUUUAAUGUGAGACAGCAAGUUUAUAAAACAUCCAUGUAGGAUUAUAGGCACUCCAGCUAAGGAGCAUGUGUGUGCGCGUGUGGGGUAUUGAAGCGGAUCUGAGGGGUGCAACGGUUUGGUGGUCACAUGUGUGGAAUACCACCUCUGCACCCAUGUGCCACGGCCAGAUGCGUUGACCCUUUCCUUGCUUCACUACUACUGCAAGUUCAAGACUGACAUGGCUUUGAUGACCAGAACUGGGAAAACAGUGAAUCUUAACGGUGGAAGAGUUUCUCAGCAAGUGUACAGUAUUUACCUUCCUUUGUCUUACAUUGGCUUUUUUUUUUUUAAUUUUCCAUUAAUUUUAGCACAAUUAUGGGAACAAGUGUACAGAGAAUCUUUUUUUUUUUUUUUUUUUUUUAGCUAUGUGAGAACUUUUCAUAGAUGAACUUUUUCAUACAUGUUUUCAUUUACAGGAAAAAGCAAAAUUUUCAAAUGAGUUUUUUUUAAGUGUUUCAUAAGACAAAACAAUGAAUUUUUGUUUUUUUAUUCUUUUUAGUUCUGGUGAGAUUGAAGUCUGAUACUGCAGUAAUACUAUUUAUUAAAAACCCAUAACAACCAGGAAUAGCUAAUUGAGAGUGGGGAGAGGGCAACGAUAGGCUACCUUCCCAGACCAGUACAGGAACAUCACCCCCUGGUAUCACACACACACUUCUUUCACGAUCUUCGACCCUGAGGUAAAAGAGCCAAGACAAGUUCAAAGAACCCUAGUGAAAACUGGCUUUGGGAUUUUCUUUUCUGAAGAAAAAAUUCAUCGAAAGCAAAUGAACCCCCAGCUCCUGAGGCUCAUCAUGUAGAGUUCAGAGAUCAUUUCCAUCGUUGUCAUCAUUGAACUAUGAACCUGGGAAGUGGACUCAUGAUUAAAACUGACAUCCAGUUUCAAGUUCAGAUCAGUGCACCGCGUUCAGCCAUGGCAGGUGUCUCAGUGACACCCAUGCUGGGCUGCGUCACCCUCCGUCUCCUGCAGACUCUGCGAUCUAUGGAGUUUAGUGAACAAUGACCUCAUUUUAUUUUCUAUGUUAGUUAUUUAUUUCAAGAUUAACAUUUUAGUUUAUUUUUGUCUGAUAAAUGUGUGUUUUGCACUGCUAAGUACUAUGAGGGUUUAAACAAUGCUUCUUCGGGGUCCCUUCACUGUGGGCCUAUGCAGUCUACUUAACGCUGUGAAUUACAUUUUUCAAAUGUUUAAUUUUUUAAAAGAAUUAAUAUUCUAUUUUUUUUAGACUUCUCUAGAAAUGCAGCUUUUAUUUAUUACCCUGUUUCUUUCAGGUCCUUAAGAACAACACAUUGAGGGUACAAUUUAUGAAAUGCAAAAGUCAUUGUGACAAAAAAGGACUUCAUUGAGUAUAAACUCAUUACUUAAAAGUUAUUUUUGAGCAAAACUAAGAUACUCAAUAUAAUUAUUUAGUGGUUAGUUGUUGAGUUGGUCCACAUAAUGCAUGGGAAGAGAAACAGAUUUCCAGCCUUCUUGCCAAAUUCAGACCUCUGGUUGAUCUUUCUUUGAUAGAAGAUGGAAUUAUUUUCUGAUUUCCCAAGUUAAACUUAUUUAACCUGUACAUUAUUUUACCUUAAAAUAUAUAUACUUUUUUGAGACUGAACCCAAUCUUCAGUGAUAAAUACUCCACCCCACUCCUUUUUUUCCCAUUUUCUUUUUCUGCUAUAGGAUUUAAUGGGAAACAUACAGAAAAGCUGUCACUGAUCAGCUGGCUCCUUUUCCUAUGAAACGUAUCAGUAGCUUUCUCCAUCCAUACUUCUCCGUGAUGACCACAGAGCCUGAGUACGCCAGAAAAAACGUUUGCAUUAUAGGUUGUUCCUGUCCUUCCAGACAUCUUUCCUACCUGUGUGACUAACCUAAUUUUGUUAGUUCCAUAAAUACCUGAUUAGUUUAGUAACAGCCAUCACAGUGCACCGUGUACAUUCAUGGUGAGAGCUGAAGAUUGACACAGACUUGUAGAAGUUUUACUCACUGAUUACUUAAUCCAAUUGUAUAGAUUGAAUAUUUGAGUGGAAGGAAUUUGCACUCUGUGUAGAUGAUGGGAUUCCAUCAAGAUAGCACUCAUGAUCAUGACCUUUUUGGUAGUAUUCUUAAACAAAAUUAUACAAAGACUAAAUGUUAGAGACGAUCCUCCAUUUUCAAUUUUAACUAAUUCUCUCCCCCUCUCAGACCCCAACUCCCUGUGCAUGCUUUCUCAGUCUUGUGGUGGGACUGGAUACAAAGACUGAAUCCCUCUCCUUGCCCCCCUCCCCCCCGCAUUUUCCAUGGAGUUCAAAAUUUUUUCUUUUCUUACCUUACAUAUAAUAGUGAAUGGUUUCCCCAGUGUAGAUGAAUGUUUUAAGUGUCUCCGAUAGAUUAUGCCAUUUAGGAGCUUUCCACUGCUCAUUUAAUGAGAUCUACUCAUUUGCUAAUGGAAAGUUUACCACCUUCCAUUUUCCCUCUGUUACCAAAUUUCAGCUCUCAGGAGCUGCUUUGUAAUUCUGAAAUUGCUUUUCUUGCCUCUUUUUAGUCAUCUGUCACAAGAGGUUCUUGCUCAGUAAUGAUAUUGUGAUUUAGAUUAAUAGCUUUUCUUUUUUUUUAAUUUUUUGGCGCUUCAGAUUGAGAAGAACAGAUCUGUUUCCAUUUGAAAGGAACUGUAAGCAUUUCUCUUAACCAACUGAACAAUACACCAAAAGCCGCCUAGCAGUGAGCAUUUCUUUGAAAGCAAUUAGGUUAUUCACCUGAUAUUAAACUACUAAGAAAAUCUGUGACUUUAUUAAGUUCAUUUAAAAGGCAACAUUAAAAACUGAAAAGGGGAAAAAAUAGCUUCUCUGCACUCAUUUGGAUCUCCCCAGUAGCAGAAGCCUUCAAGAUGAGACAUCAAGACCAGGCUGCUCUUCGGAGAACACCCCAGGCAGGUCCAGUCUGGCGUCCAGCGUGGCCAGCAGCCCUGCUCUUUAGGCCUUGGGCUGAGGGUUCUGAGCCCAGCUGAGAAGCACCUCCCACUCCUCUCUCUUGUUCUGAAUGGUGUUUGUGUCAGUCUGCAGCUGUGUAUGGUAUUAUGUCUUAUAAUCCUGCAUCACUUCUAUCCUAUCCAGUCAUAUCUAAUGUAGAAAAUUAGUUUCCAGUGAAAGUAAUAUGUAGUGCUUUUAUGAUAUUUGUGUGCAAUAUCCCCUCUUCCAUUGAGGAUAUUUGAUGUAAAAGAAAAAAAACUCAGUUCCACAAUAAAAUACAAAAGUGGCAAAAGUUCA